AUGUCCGUUUCGUCGUUAUCUUCUCUUUCGGACAACGAAACGCCUCUAAGAAGUCGAAGAAAUGAUAUCAAGCUUAACGUUUUCGAAAAAUAUGACGAUAAAGAAUUUCGUGCGCGGUUCCGCGUUUCCAAAGAAACGGUGUUGUAUUUGGAUUCUAUAUUCGGCAGCACGAUAAAACCAGUAACGAAAAGAAAUAUAUCUUUGCAGCCCGUGGAUCAAAUAUUGAUAACCCUUCGGUAUUACGCUACAGGCAGUUAUCAACGAGUUAUAGGGGACAUAUUCCACAUCGAGCAACCGACUGUGCACAGAGUUACAGAAAAAAUAGCGUAUAUGAGAUCACUUUUUAUAAAUAUGCCAACUGCUGAGGAACGUCUAGAAGUAGCAAAUGACUUUUAUGCAAUUGCUGGAUUUCCAAGAGUGAUGGGUGCUAUUGACUGUACGCACAUUAAAAUUAAUUCUCCAGGUACAUAUUCUAAUCAUGAGCUAUACUUAUACUCCUACAUUAUCAUAUCUGUGCCGGACGGGCGUAACUCUCCGGAGUAA
This is a messenger RNA of Parnassius mnemosyne (clouded apollo), 543 nucleotides long. NCBI's taxonomy places the organism in Eukaryota, Metazoa, Arthropoda, Insecta, Lepidoptera, Papilionidae. The record is from the annotation of a GenBank genome assembly.